AUGUCUAUGUCUUUUUCAAAGCUUAUUGUAGUUGUUAUUGGUGGCGCAUCUCCUGGAAUCAAGGAAACAUGGCCAUUCAUUGCAGCCGGUCGCGACAUGCUUCCCUUCCCACUCGCCAUACAGUGCUUCUCACAGGAUCAAGCGGAUAGGAUCAUGAAACUGCAGAUUGGUACCAUCAAGUUCAUCGAGCGGAAUUCACCUAGAACUAUCUUCGAAACCUUGGCUACUUUAAAGGAGGACAUCGCAGGCAUUUUUCCCAACCACGAAGAGUUUUACAGCAUUGUCUAUGGACGGAAAGUUGGAAUAUUUCUGGAUAGACCAACAGCUAUGGCACAGGUCAACGGCCUUGAAAUCCGGAAGUUCCAAAAAUUCAAAACACUGAUUGAAGCUCUCCGCUUCAUGAUAUUCAAGGGCGACAUUUGUGAUGACGACUCUCAGCUAGAUUCGACUUCUUUCAGUUGCAAUACCAAUUCUCUUGUGACGAUACAUCAAUCAUCCGCUUCUCAAAGGCAGCACAGAGUACCUCAGCCUGCAGGUUUUCAGCAGCUUGCGGCUCGAUUCGAGCAGCUUCAAGUCACAUCCCCCUCCCCCUACCAGUCUGCUGGUAGUCCAUCACCGUCACCGCCCAUUGCCCUCCACUAUACUAGGUCGCUUUCUGGAAUAACAGGGACUGUUUUCAUUGGAGAAUCCCACAAUUUCGACUUAGACUCACCUCCCGCUGGUGUCCUUGGUAUUGCGGCUGAAAAGUACCUCUUUGCACAUGGCUACCAAGCAUCAGCCAUCUGGAGCAUCAUCCAUGCUUUUAGGGAAGCAAAUUCGUCUCAAGAUUUUACUCACUAUCCGUGCGCUAGAGGAAUGCCUCUGUUGGAGGCCGAAUAUCUUUUCGAGUUGAUUUCAGGACGUGAUGUCUAUCUACCCGAUGGCGUCACCAUCUAG
Suillus bovinus is the source of this 936-nucleotide messenger RNA. RefSeq lists its product as uncharacterized. The transcript has 4 exons. The coding region runs from base 1 to 936 and encodes 311 amino acids. NCBI's taxonomy places the organism in Eukaryota, Fungi, Basidiomycota, Agaricomycetes, Boletales, Suillaceae. The record is from RefSeq and is a predicted model, not a curated record.